This is a messenger RNA of Macrobrachium nipponense, 2711 nucleotides long. RefSeq names its product blastula protease 10-like. Bases 16 to 2499 code for a protein of 827 amino acids. Gene Ontology annotation, biological process: proteolysis. The transcript is spliced from 17 exons. Lineage: Eukaryota; Metazoa; Arthropoda; Malacostraca; Decapoda; Palaemonidae. Gene Ontology annotation, molecular function: zinc ion binding; metalloendopeptidase activity. The record is from RefSeq and is a predicted model, not a curated record.
AAGCCCACUUGAACGAUGUCCCGAAAGGCGGCACCUCGAGAAAUUAUGGCAUUCAUCAAAAGCAGUGACGCACCAUCCAAACAUCAGAUCAGAAGUAGAAGAGGGGAUCGCAUAAAACCUCCAGUGGGCAAUGAGACCACCACAUUGCUUCUCGUUAGCCAGGCUCGUCGACAAGGCAAGAUGGUGUACACGUGGUGCCUGUUAACUUGCUUCCUGGGUCUCACCCUCGGAUUUGCUAUUGAUCAAGAGACAACUUCUAUCAAACCCCUCAUUUUGGAUGAUCCUCCUAUGGUCACUCUGGAUCUGGAAGGAGACCCACCCGCUGUUUCUCCUUCAAGAGAGACCACAACCGCUGUCCCCGUCCUGCGAAAAGAAGACAUCGGAGGGUUUGAGAACGUCAACCCCUCUCAUGUCAACGGCGAAGAGCUGUUUGAAGCUGACAUCUUGCUGUCUUCUGAGCAGAGAAGGCAAUUGCUGGAGAGGAAGGCCAUACCAUUCACUUCCAUGCGGUGGCCAAAUGGACCAAACGGAACUCCAGUUGUGCCUUACAAGUUUGGAAGCACAGCUGUGAAUACAGCAGCGGUAAGGGCAGGGCUGGCUCACUGGGAGGAGCAUACUUGCAUUGAAUUCCAGCUAAUCAAUGGUACUACUCCAAGCACCUACUUGAACUUCAUUAACGGCACUGGGUGCUGGUCAUAUGUUGGAAUGCAGUCAACACCACAAGAUUUAUCUAUUGGAAAUGGAUGCACUGGACUGGGGACUGUUGCUCAUGAGGUGGGCCACGCCAUGGGAUUCUACCACGAGCAGUCCCGUUCUGACAGGGACGACUAUGUUUCUAUCAUUUUCGGAAACAUACAAGCGGGCAAAGAGGGAAACUUCCAAAAAGAAGUUGACAACAACUACUCAGUCAAAUACGAUUUCUCAUCAGAUUUGCAUUAUGGUUCAGAUUACUUCUCCGUGAAUGGAAAAAAUACAAUAGCAACAAAAAAUCCGUUAGCCCAAGAACUUAUCGGCCAAAGGAAUGGGCUGAGUCACUACGAUAAGCUAUUGGCGAACACGAUGUAUCCAUGCAUUACAAAAUGGAUGCAGAAUUGCAGCAUAUCCACGAACCCUUGUCAGAACGAUGGCUACAUUGGUAAAAACUGUACCUGUGUUUGUCGCAGCGGAACAAGUGGCGCUAACUGCGAGAUUAUUAAUCAAAGCUACUACGAUAGUCUUAUCUCAGGUUGUUCAGCGAAUGUUACUGCACCAGGAACAAUAACAUCUCCCAACUACCCUAGUAAUUACCCAGCAGGUGCAAGAUGCGUAAAAUGGAUCCAGGGCCCUCAAUGUACCAUUGUGAAGAUAAAGUUCAAUUCUUUUAGACUUUAUGGAAAAAAUUCUUACUGUGGUGGAAACCUCUGCUGUUAUUUCGACGCCCUGGAGAUAAGGACCACCAACCUUACUGUUGGUGAAGUUUACUGUGAUCAAGAUAUUGCUGCAGGAACAAAUUUUACUUCUUCAAGCAAUCAGAUGAUCCUCUUCUUCAGGACAGCAUCAAACUUCUAUCCUGGAUGGUCUGCUGAUGUGACCUUUGAACCUGAUCCUUCAUGUCCUACAAGUACGAGCACAACAACGAGUACGAGCACAACCACGAGUACGACCACCACUACGAGUACGACCACAACUACCCCCACCACCACGAGUACGACCACAACUACCCCCACCACCACGAGUACGACCACCACUACGAGUACGACCACAACUACCCCCACCACCACGAGUACGACCACAACUACCCCCACCACCACAACCACAACAACCAAGGCUCCUACUAGUGAUAAAUGCAAUAAAGUGCAGUUGAGUUCCACCUCAAUGCAAUGGACGUCUCCCAACUUUGGUCUGGGUAAUUACCCCAACAAUGAAUCCUGUUCACUUCCAUUAUCAUCGACUUCUCCAGCAUGGCUUGAGUUGCAGCUGAAUAGAUUCAGUUUGCACAGCACGGAUCAAGUUUCUUUCCUGCGGCCAACCACCACCACUCUUGUCCUGAAAAACAACCAGAGCGGCGUCAUGAAGCUUCCGUCUAUGAACACCGUCGCCAGCUUCUACAACAGCGCCACCGGAAACGGCGUCGGAUUCAACAUCACGAUCAACAGCAGGAACACCAGUUGUCAUCAGCUAAUCACCACAGGCGGCGUCGGAGACAAUGGUACAAUAGCUGCUCCAGCGCUGCCCAACAAUGCCUGGCAGAUGAAAGCUUGUGAAUUCUGGAUUAGGUCUCCGACAGGAACUAAGAUUCUGCUUACCUUCACCAAGAUGACUAUGACCACCACAUGUUCGGCGAACAGCGUCAUUGUGAAUAAAGAUGGCAACGUCGCGUAUCCCACGGCUACCAGCAAAACAUUCUGUGGAACGGCCCUUCCAGCACCAAUCAAUUCUACAGCAAAUGCAAUCAAUGUGCUCUUCUUCAGUACAACAAGUAAUAAGGUCUUCGAAGCCAAGUGGUCCGUGGUUGUAUAAAACGUGAGAUUCUUGAACUGCCUGCCUCACAUUGUCAGCAUUUCAUCGAGUUGAUUUGAGAGGAAUUUUGAACUCUGAAGUUUUAUAUCAUAUGCAAGUCAUGAAAGAGCAACCCACUUUGAAACUUCAAAUUAUACAUAUGUAACGAUAUGGCACUGAGCUGCCCAUCUUUUGGCCUGCUAUUUUAAGCAAAUAAAGGUAAUUGCAUCACA